CCCUCACCCAAAUUUUUAUUUUUAAUUAAAUAGUUAUAUAUAAAAAUGAAUAAAUAAACAAUUUAGAUGCACUAACGGUUUUCUCACGCAACUACUCCUCAAAUUCAACCAACAGCCUCUCGCAACUCGCAAGCAAAGGUCACAUUUUAUAUGUCAGAGAAAAAAAAUCCGGCGAGAAGGAAUAUUCCGUCGUAUCGGAGGGCAGCCAGCCGCAAGGUCGAUGACAGCAGAUGGGGAAAGCUGCGGAGGCCACCGGCGAAAGCCGGUGCACUGAGGCGGACCAAAUCGGAGCCGUCACUGCAGAAGCAGAACGCCCGCGGCGGAGAAGCCUCACCAGAGGAAGACGAUACGACGUCGUAUUUGCCGCAUACGUGGACAUACAUGCUCUCGUCUCUGGAUCUAUCGGUGCCUCGAUCGCCGGAAAAAUGCCUCCCGAAGCCAUGGUUUGGUACAGAGCUCAAGAAAAUGUUCAGGCAAGAUUUGAUCAUGCCUAACAACAAUUCCAUAACACAGGCUUACAAUAGAGAUGCAAAAGUUGUGGUGAAUGUGACGGUUGAGGGAAGUCCGGGCCCGAUUCGGGCUAUGGUCAAACUAGGGUCAAACAUCGACGACACCAUAAGGCUCGUGGUUGAUAAAUACAAUGAAGAAGGCCGAACCCCACGUCUCGAAAAAGAUGCGGCCAAAGCAUGCCAAUUGCACCACUCGCACUUUAGUCUCGAGAGCUUGAACAGAUCGGAUUUGAUCGGUGAUAUUGGCAGCAGAAGCUUUUAUCUUCGGAAGGGCAGCAGUUAUGAUAGUCGAGCUGUCUCGAUAAGUGGACCCUCUGACUCGUCUCUUUGUUUCCUUCCGAGCUUCAUAAAUCGAGGGAUCAUGAAAAUCUUAGAAAAAGAACAGAAGUUGCGGAAAUUGUUCAGCUGCAUGCCGUGGAUUGAAUGAUGAAUUGUAUGUAAUCCAUACCUUUGCUAGAGCAACAUAAAUAUUACCUUGUUGCUCUCUUGUAUUUUCUUCUAUAUACCUAAAAAGAUAUUGGACUUUGGUUGUGUAAAUUCGGUGAUUGGAGAAAUUAGGACAUACUAGGGUUGUAAAUUCAAUUUCCAGCGAUGGGAUCAAAAUGUAAUCAUCAAGUUCAACGUGAUGUAAAUUUUUUGCUUCAUUG
Messenger RNA from Striga asiatica, 1156 nucleotides. Lineage: Eukaryota; Viridiplantae; Streptophyta; Magnoliopsida; Lamiales; Orobanchaceae. The record is from the annotation of a GenBank genome assembly.